Closterium sp. Yama58-4 is the source of this 7428-nucleotide messenger RNA. The record is from the annotation of a GenBank genome assembly. NCBI's taxonomy places the organism in Eukaryota, Viridiplantae, Streptophyta, Zygnematophyceae, Desmidiales, Closteriaceae.
AUGGACCCGUCGUUCAUCCGCCCCAUGCCCGUCCUCCACGCCACCAUGGCGCACAUGCUCUCCCUGCUGCACGUCCCCUUCCCCCCCCCGCCCUCCGCCGCCAAGGGGGGCGCGGAGGAGGGGGAGAUGGAGGGGGAAGGAGUGGGGGAGGAAGGAGGGGGGGCAGGGGGGCCGGGGGCCGAGGGGGGGCCGGGGAUGCGGGUGCUGCUGCUGCACUCGUUCCUGUGGGAUCGCAUGAGGGCUGUUCGUGCUGACCUGCGCAUGCAACACCUGUUUGGCCGCGAGGCCAUCAACAUGCACGAGCAGAUGGUGCGGUUCCACAUAGUGGCGAUGCACGAGCUGUGCGAGUACCCCAAGGGCGAGGGCUUCAGCGACGGCUUUGACGCGCACCUCAACAUCGAGCAGAUGAACAAGGCGUGUGUCGACCUCUUCCACAUGUACCAUGACCGCCGCGCUGACCUCUCGCACGCACAAGCGCGGGCGAGCGAGGGCGAGGGCGGGGAGGAGGGGGAGGUGGCGGAGUUGGAGGCGUGUUUGGCGAAUGAAGGGGAGCUGAGGGGGUACUACCUGCUUCUGAAGAUUGACCGCCACCCGGGUUUCAAUGUUGAGCCGGCAGAGUUUGCAAGGGAGCUCUCUCUCCUCCCCCACAUCGUCAGGAGCAGUCCUGAAGUCGUCUUUGCUCGCUCCGUUGCAAGGGCGUGUCGCACGCACAACUUUGUGGCGUUCUUCCGCUUGGCUCGCCAGGCCACCUACCUGCAGGCCUGCCUCAUGCACGCGCACUUCAGCAAGAUGCGUUCAAGAGCACUGGCAGCGGUGUAUUCAUCCAUUGCCAAGGGCCAGCAGCUGCCAGCUCUCACACUUGCACACUGGCUCGGCAUGGAGCAAGAGCCAGAGAAGCUGCGGGCGCUGGUGGAGCAUCACGGCCUGGCGCUGCACCCCUCAGACGCCCCAGAUGCCACCUUCCCAGAUACAGCCUUCCCCGCAUCCGUUCUGCUGGCCGGGUGCUGCCUGGUGAAGGGCGCGCCCCUGCUGCAGGCAGGCACCCCCCUGCCCCCGUCCUCCUCUGCCCUUGUGCGCAGCAAGCAGAGUCAGUUUAUUGAUGAUGUCAUUGCUGAGGUCAGCAGUGGGGCGGGAGGAGGGGGUGGAGGGGAGGAGAAGGGUGGUGAGCAGGUGGAGAGGCAGCAGUGGGCAGAGGAGCAGAGGAGACGACAGCAGGCUUGGUUGCAGCAACAGCAGCAGCAGCAGCAGCAGCAGCAGAAAAUGUUGAUGGAGCAGAGGCAAAGGGAGGAGCAGAUGAAGGCAAUGGAAGAGAAGCAGAGGGCAUUAGAGCGGGAGAUGGAGCGAGAGAGGGAGCGAGUGAGGGAGCUUGAGAGGAGGGCUGCUAUCCAGGCACAGGUGAAGCGGCAGGAGGAGAAGAGGAGGGCGCGGGAAAGGGAGGAGAUGCGGGUGCGGGAAGAAGAGAAGAGGCGGGAGAGAGAGGCAGAAGCAGCGGAGAGGGAGAGGAGGGAAAAGGAGAGGGAGGAACAGGUGAGGCAAGAAAGACGAAGGAAAGAGAUGGAGAUGAGGGAGAGGAUUUUAAAAGAGAGAGCGAGGGUGGAGAGGGAGAAGAGGGAAGCGGAGCAAAGGGAGAAGGAGAGGCAGGAGAGCAUUACGAGGGAGAAGGAGAGGAAGGAGCGGGAGAGGAGGCAGUGGGAGGAGGAGGAGAGGCAGAGGAGGGUCAGGGAGGAGCAGGAGAGGGAGGAGCAGGAGAGGGAGCGGGCAGCGUUGGAAGAGGCGGGGCGGAAGGCGAGGGGUGUGUGGCUGCGGCGCGUUGUGAGGAGGUGGAGGCAGAAUGCGGCUCAGCAGGGCCAGCUGAGACGGCUGCGCCAGCUGGCAGUCAGUGAUUGGCAGCUGGAGGGCUCUAUUGCUUCGCAGCCGACUGUGGUAGCAUCCAAGCAAGCCCCACACAAGCGGUUGCGGGGAGCAGCAACAUGGGGGCCGCGGCCGCCUGCACUGGGCAAGGCGAGCGCCGCGGACCGAGGGGGCACUACAGCAGAUAGCCGGCUUGCCCUAGCAGCACCCAGUGCCGGUGGCCCAAGGUUCCUCCAUCCAUCAGCGCCUUGGGGACGAACAGGCUUCGCUGCUCCCACUGCCUUCGCUGCUCCCAGUGUCUUUGCUGCGCUCUCUCCUCUGGACGUGGCACGCCUGGUGGGCGGUAGGCUGGCGGGCAGGCAAGUUCCAUCCAGCAGCGCUGGUCCGCUGCUGAGUGCGCGCCGAGUGGUUUCGUGGAAGCUUCUUGUGUGCUGGCCAGAACGCGAGUCGCAGGACACGCCGUCACCACUCCAUGACGCCACACACUGGCUCUGCAGCACCCUCUCCGCCCCCUCCCACGCCCUCAACGCCCUCCAGCAUCAAACAGCACCACCCAGCACACCUCGCGGCUCAUCCGCCUCUCAGCCCUCUGACCCGUCGCUGCUCGCCUGCUACGUGGCUCCCAUGCCACACCGCACUGCAGCAGGAGAAGCAGCACCCGAGCUGCCAGGUGGUAGUUCAGGUGCUGAUUCAGGUGAAACCACGCGAGCACGGGGGCAAGGCUCGGCUUCCGACUGGCUUUUCUGGCUUGUGGUGAGGCGGGUCUCAGCACAAGUGCAGAGUGGAGAUGGUGGAAGGUUCAUGGAAGGGGCUCAAGCGAUGGUGUGUGUUGUGGACGGCAACAGCAAUGCAGAGCCCCAGGUGCAGCACAUCAGACAGGCCGUGGCGUCCCUCCCAACCUCCCUUGCUCCCAUCCCCCUGCUGCUCCUCGUCCUGCCUCCCCACCCGCCACCACCAUCAGCAACAGCAUCAACGCCAGCAUCACCAGCAGCAGCAGCAGCAGCAGCAGCAGCAGCGUCCAUGUGUCUCUCCACAGGCCCCUGUGCCCCUGUGCCCGUCCCCUCCUCCUUCGCCUCCCUCACCCUCUCCCAGGUCCAACACCCCUCCACCCGUCCACCAGGCCCCCAGUCAGCUCCACCACCCUCUCAGCCCUCAUCCUCCCCAGCCCCCCGCCUCUCUGCUCUCCGCAUCCUCCCUCUCGGCCGAACUACUCCCCCUCAACCUGAUGACGUGGCCCCUCCUGAUUGGCCUGCCAAGAUCGCCCUGGCAAGUGGACUGCGCUGGUUGGCAGAUUCCUCCCCUCUGCCACCUCAGCUUGCUCCGCUCCCCCUCCGCGAUCUCGUGCUGCGCCACCUGUCGCCACGUGUCACGCGGCUAUUGGCCGUGGACCCCUCACUAGUGCGGCCGCAGGAGUGCAUCACUGAGUUCAACGCCAGCCUGGACAGCGCGGCCAAUGACAUCGCGACAGCUGUCGCAGUCUCACCCCUUGGCAGUGGAACCCCUUUGCCUGAACUGCCUGCUUUGCUACAGCUGAUGGGGGGACGUGGGGUAGAGAGACAAAGGCAACACACAGGAGAGAGCAGGGGCAGUGAGAUGGGAGAGAACAGAAGCAAGGCGGACAGUGCAGUUUCAGAGGCAGCUGGUAGACUAGAGGCCUCUUUACUAUCCGCCUCUCUGCCUCCCUCUGAUUGGAACAGCCCUUCUCGUACCUCCCACCUCACCACCGCCCUCUCCUCUCUCCGUCUACCCCACUUCCCCGCCCUCCACCUUUCCUCCUCUCACCAACCAUCUCUCACCUCCCCCUCCUCGUCCCCCUCACCCACCCUCUCCCUGCCGCCCCACCUGUCCUCUCUAGCCCCCCAGCUGCACUCCCAGCUGGCCCCGCUCUCUACCGCACUCCACUCCUUCCUUCGCCUGCUGCAGGGCGAUCAGACCCCUCCUGUGCUUCUGGCACAGCAGGUGCAGCAACUGCUGGCAGAGGGGUGUGGAGUGGUGUGGAGGAGUGGGGGGGAUCAAGGUCAGCGCGGGGAGAAAAGAGGGGAGCAAGGGGAUGUGGGGAGUGCGAGGAGUGCAGGGCGGUUGUGCGUGGUGCCAGUGUGGCCGCGCAUUCUCCUCCCUGUGUUCAUGCGUCGCCUGGAUGCUCUCUUCUCAGACCCUCCCCUCACUGCCUUUGUCCUCGCAACCUCUGCUCCUCCUGCUGCUCGCGCUGCUGCUCCCCCCCCCCUCGCUUCCUCAAUGCAAUCUACUGGUGUGGUGGCUGCAGCUUUGGCAGCAGAAGUGCGCAUGGAGGUUGGAGCCAGUGCGGUGGAAAGUGGUGGAGUGGGAUUGGGCAGCAUGCUGCCUGUGAGUGCGGUGAUGAGGCAAGAAGGCCUCGUGGGGACUGGUAUGGUAAGGGAGCUCAUUAGAACGAGUGGCAGUGCAUGGGUGGGUGGUGCUGCUGCAACGAGUGCCACAAGUGAUGGUCUGACGGACGAUGAAGCAGAAGGAGAGGGGGGGAACGAGGUCGCGUCAACAUUAGAACUUCCUCCUUUGCUUGCAGCACCAUCAGCACCAUCAGCAGUAGCAACCCAAGCAGUGGCUGCUGCUUCCUGGCCUAACACACUAGAGCCAUACCAAUCCCAUCCUCACAGCAGGGCAUGGCAUGCAAUCACUGUGCCCAUCCCCGGUCUCCCCACGUCCCUCAAUCUCCUCCGCUCCUCCCCACCUUCCUUUGCUGCUGCGGCUGCUUUUGCCCCUCGCACCUCUCUCCUAACGUCCCGACCCACCCCCUCCCCUUCACCCUCCCCUCCUCCUCCAUUGCUGCAGCUCCCCCAUCCAUCCGCCCACACUGGCCCCAUCAACCAACCGCUCCCACACUCCCACCUGCUUCCAGCCUCACACCACGUGCCCGUUUCUCCCUCCCGCACCAAUCACAAGCUCCCUGCUCCCAUCCUGCCUGUAUCAUCCCACAGCCAUUCACAUCACAGCCUUGCCCGACAUCCACCACUUCCUCUUUAUAAGCCUGGCUCGGGUUCUGUUUAUAAGCCUGUCCCUCAGCACGAGUGGGUGCGUGGGCUGCAAGUGAAGCGCAAGGCACGGGGAAGUGCAUGGGGUGAUGGGUAUGGCGGUGGUGGGCGUGUGGGCUGUGGGAGUGGUGGUGGUGGGAGAGAGGGUGAUGAGAGAGGAGAGGGUGAGGAGAGGGGAGGCGUGGAAAGGAAAGAAAUUGAGAGAGGAUGGGUGGAGAGAGAAGGGAAGGAGAAAGCGGAGCAUUGGUUUGGCCCGGGGGGCAGGAGGCAGCAGCUGAGGCUGGCAGAGUCUGAUGGUCUGGUAGCCAAUGAGAUGCUGCCACGUGGCAUUGUGCGUGCCGCUGACGUGAUUGCUGCAAGUGGUGUCGGUGGGGGUGGUGAUGAGGCAGACGGGUUGCUAAGGGCAGGUGCUCACGAACGGAGGGUGAGAGAGAUGGUGGACCAACUGAUGAAAAGGAGACAGUCGCCGAUGCCCCCCUCCCCUCUUCUUGUCUCCCCUGCCAUGGUCGCGCCUCCCAUAGUCGCUUCCCGCCUCGUCGCGCCUCCACUCCAUUCAUCGCGCCUCCCCUGCUUUCGUCGCGCCUACCCUCCCCUCGUCGCGCCUCCUGUCCCCUUGAGUCGCGCCUCCACCCUUCCCUCGUCGCUCCUUUCCCCUCCCCUCGUCGCGCCUCCCCCCUCCCCUCGUCGCGCCUCCCCCCUCCCCUCGUCGCGCCUCCCCCCUCCCCUCGUCGCGCCUCCCCCCUCCCCUCGUCGCGCCUCCCCCUCUCCUCUUCGCGGGUCCCAUCAUAACGCCUUUCCUCAUCGCGCCUCGCCUCCCCUUCCAUUUCCUGCCCCAUCCCAUCCCAUCCGUCAGUUCAACUCGACUCCCUUCCCUCCUGUCACAUGCAUGCUCGUCCACCGCCUUUAUGUCUCUAUCCGCCACGUGUCCUCUCUGUCCGCGUCUGUCGAAACUGCACACGACAAGGACGCCAUGCGGCAGUGGUCGCGCAGGCAGCACCGCGAGGGGCGCACAGUGGCACUGGUACCCACCAUGGGGUAUCUGCACGACGGCCACCUCUCUCUCGUGCGCCUCGCCGCCUCGCUGGCGGAUGUGGUGGCGGUGUCCAUCUACGUCAACCCCUCGCAGUUCGCGCCUCAUGAAGACCUCCUCUCGUACCCACGUGAUCUCCCCCGCGAUCUUGCUCUUCUCAAGUUCGCCCCUCAUGAGGACCUCCUUUCAUACCCACGCGACCUCCCCCGCGAUCUUGCCCUCCUCAAGGUACGCCCCCGGUGUUUACUUCCCCUCACUUACUUCCAUUCCCCUCACUUCCAUCCACCUCACUUCCUCAAGGUAUGUUGCUCCUCAUCAAGGCUCCAUGCUCAUCCCCUCAAUGCCCUCCAGGCUCCAUGCUCAUCCCCUCAAUGCCCUCCAGGCUCCAUGCUCAUCCCCUCAAUGCCCUCCAGGCUCCAUGCUCAUCCCCUCAAUGCCCUCCAGGCUCCAUGCUCAUCCCCUCAAUGCCCUCCAGGCUCCAUGCUCAUCCCCUCAAUGCCCUCCAGGCUCCAUGCUCAUCCCCUCAAUCCUUCGCUCCUCAACGAUGUGGCAGGGGCGGCGGUGGUGGGCCCCACGGGCCUCUACCUGCGCCCGCUCUACGCGCCCCCCGACCACCGCCACGCCGUCGCACAGCCCCCUGCAGCAGCAGCGCCCGCCCCUGGCUCUGCCGAAAGCGCAGCUACAGCAGCAGCAGCGGCAGCGGGGCACGAGACGUGGGUGACGGUGGAGCGGCUGCAGCGGCCGCUGUGUGGGGGUGGGCGGCCGGUGUUCUUCCGCGGCGUGGCGACGGUGGUGCUGAAGCUGCUGCACAUCGUGGAGCCUGACGUUGCUGUGUUCGGCAAGAAGGACUACCAGCAGUGGCGCCUCAUCCAGCGCAUGAAGGACUACCAGCUGUGGCGCCUCAUCCAGCACAUGGUGAGUGUUAAGGUGAUUCAAAAGGUUGCUGCUGUUCUUCCGUGGCGUGGCAAUGCUGGUGGUGAAGCUGAGCUGCUGCACAUUGUGGAUCCGGAUGCCGUCGUGCGCGAUCUGGACAUGGCGGUGCAGGUGGUGGGCGCGCCACUGCUGCGCGAGGCGGAUGGGCUGGCCAUGAGCAGCCGCAACGUGCGCCUCUCACCGGAGCACAGGCUGCAGGCUCUCUCCAUCAGCCGAGCGCUGCUGGCAGCCAAGGCAGCGUUGGAGGCAGCUCACAGCGGGACAGGCGAGAGUGAGCGAGGCGAGGGGCGCGCACAGGCGGCAGAGGCGAGCGCGGUGGUGGAGAGAGUGAGGCAGACGGUUGAGGGGGCAGGGGGGCGAGUGGAGUAUGUGCAGGUAGGCAGGGAUGGAGACGAAGCAGCAUGGGAUGGAGACGAAGCAGCAUGGGAUGGAGACGAAGCAGCAUGGGAUGGAGACGAAGCAGCAUGGGAUGGAGACGAAGCAGCAUGGGAUGGAGACGAAGCAGCAAGGGAUGGAGACGAAGCAGCAUGGGAUGGAGACGAAGCAGCAUGGGAUGGAGACGAAGCAGCAAGGGAUGGUGACGGGGCUGUGUUUUUUUUUUUCUGGUAG